Molecule: messenger RNA, 906 nt
Organism: Rhagoletis zephyria (snowberry fruit fly)
Lineage: Eukaryota; Metazoa; Arthropoda; Insecta; Diptera; Tephritidae
Source: RefSeq, a predicted model, not a curated record
AUGGACAUCUACAGCAACCUGCUCUACGUGAAGGAGAUGCAGACGGAGCUCAGUACGCUGGCCCAUCUCGCCAACAAGAUCGACCCCUACCGCGUGGAGACCUGCUUCUGCGUGGCCAACUUCUACUCGCUGCGCGGCCAGCACGCCAAGUCGGUGGUCUACUUCAGCCGCGCCCUGCAACUGAACCCCCGCCACCUCUCCAGCUGGACGCUGAUGGGCCACGAGUACGUGGAGCUGAAGAACACCAACGCCGCCAUUCAGGCGUACCGCUCGGCGAUCAAGUGCAACAAGCGCGACUACCGCGCCUGGUACGGCCUCGGCCAGACCUAUGAGAUCCUCAAGAUGCCCGCCUACUGCCUCUACUACUACUCGGCGGCGCACUUCCUCAAGCCAAACGACACCCGCCUCAUCACCGCCAUCGGGCAGACGUAUGAGAAGCUAGGGCGGCACGAGGACGCCGCCAACUGCUACGCCAAGGCGGGCUUCGGCUCGCUGAUCAGGCUGGCCGCCCUCUACGAGCACAAGACCGGGGAGGAGCACAAGGCGGCGGCCGCCUACAACGAGUACGUGAACGGCUUCGAGGCGAAGCAGGCGGUGUACAACCUGCCGCCGGCGGACCUGACGACGGCGUACAAGUACCUGGCGCAGUACUUCUACCGCCACGGCAAGUUCCAGCAGUCGCAGGUGGCCGCCCAGAUGUGCAUGUACUUCGCGGAGACGCGGGACGAGGCGAAGGAGCUUCUGAACAAGCUCCAGAACGUUCUUCAGGUCAUGGACGAGGAUAAUCAACAAGAGGGGCAGGAAGGCGAGAAGGUGACCUCGACGGCGGUGGCCGCCCUGGCGACGGCCGUCCUGCAGGAGGAGGAUGAGGAGGAGGAGGAGGAGGACGUUGAGAUGGACACCUAG